Maudiozyma saulgeensis is the source of this 738-nucleotide messenger RNA. Lineage: Eukaryota; Fungi; Ascomycota; Saccharomycetes; Saccharomycetales; Saccharomycetaceae. The record is from the annotation of a GenBank genome assembly.
AUGGCUACUAGAACUCAAUUUGAAAACUCUAAUGAAAUUGGUGUCUUCUCCAAGUUGACUAACACAUACUGUUUAGUCGCUGUUGGUGGUUCCGAAAACUUUUACUCAGCCUUCGAAGCUGAACUAGGUGAUUCCAUUCCAAUCGCUCAUACUACUAUUGCUGGUACUCGUAUCAUUGGUAGAAUGACUGCAGGUAACCGUAGAGGGUUAUUAGUUCCAACACAAACUACUGAUCAAGAAUUGCAACAUCUAAGAAACAGUCUUCCAGACUCCGUUAAAAUCCAAAGAGUAGAAGAAAGACUUUCUGCUCUAGGUAAUGUCAUUUGUUGUAACGAUUAUGUUGCUUUAGUACACCCAGAUAUUGAUAGGGAAACUGAAGAACUGAUAAGUGAUGUCUUAGGUGUUGAAGUUUUCCGUCAAACAAUCUCUGGUAACAUUUUAGUUGGUUCAUACUGUUCCUUGAGUAAUCAAGGUGGUCUAGUGCAUCCACAGACUACUAUCCAAGAUCAAGAAGAACUUUCAUCUUUGUUGCAAGUUCCAUUGGUUGCUGGUACCGUUAACCGUGGUUCUUCUGUUGUUGGUGCUGGUAUGGUUGUUAACGAUUACUUAGCUGUCACUGGUUUAGAUACAACUGCUCCAGAAUUGAGUGUUAUUGAAAGUAUUUUCCGUCUACAAGAUGCUCAACCGGAAUCUAUUUCUGGUAAUCUACGUGAUACUUUAAUCGAAACAUAUUCUUAA